Messenger RNA from Erpetoichthys calabaricus (reedfish), 3399 nucleotides. RefSeq names its product phosphorylase, glycogen; brain (gene pygb). Gene Ontology annotation, cellular component: cytoplasm. NCBI's taxonomy places the organism in Eukaryota, Metazoa, Chordata, Cladistia, Polypteriformes, Polypteridae. Gene Ontology annotation, molecular function: glycogen phosphorylase activity; pyridoxal phosphate binding. The record is from RefSeq and is a predicted model, not a curated record. Gene Ontology annotation, biological process: glycogen catabolic process. Bases 98 to 2620 code for a protein of 840 amino acids. The transcript has 20 exons.
CAGUGAUGCUAAAGCCGAUCACCUUCUCCUCGGUCGCCAGUCUCAGCCCCUGUUGCAAAGUUUUCAGCUGUGCGUUGCUCUUGCGCGGAUUGCCGAGAUGGCGAAACCGUUAACCGACAGCGAGAAAAGAAAGCAGAUCAGCGUGAGGGGUAUCACCGGCGUGGGAGAUGUGGCCGAAAUCAAGAAGUCCUUCAACCGGCAUUUGCACUUCACCCUCGUCAAAGACAGGAUCGUCUCGACCCCCCGAGAUUAUUAUUUCGCCCUCGCGCACACCGUGCGGGAUCACCUGGUGGGCAGAUGGAUUCGAACCCAGCAGUAUUAUUACGAGAAGGACCCCAAGCGCAUUCACUACCUCUCGCUGGAGUUCUACAUGGGACGGACCCUGCAGAACACGAUGAUCAACCUGGGGCUGCAGAGCGCCUGCGAUGAAGCCAUCUAUCAGCUUGGACUGGACCUGGAGGAGCUGCAGGAGAUCGAGGAGGAUGCUGGACUGGGCAACGGGGGACUGGGGCGUCUAGCAGCUUGUUUCUUGGAUUCCAUGGCCUCCUUGGGUCUGGCGGCCUAUGGAUACGGAAUCCGGUACGAGUUUGGGAUUUUCAACCAGAAGAUCUCAGAAGGCUGGCAGAUUGAGGAAGCUGAUGAUUGGUUGCGCUAUGGCAACCCCUGGGAGAAAGCGCGACCCGAGUUCAUGCUGCCCAUCCACUUCUACGGAAGAGUCGAUCAAAGCGGAGGUGGUGCCAAGUGGGUAGACACUCAGAUCGUCCUCGCCAUGCCUUAUGACACUCCAGUGCCGGGCUACAAGAACAACACGGUGAACACCAUGAGACUCUGGUCAGCCAAAGCCCCCAACGACUUCAACCUUCAGGAGUUCAAUGUGGGUGACUACAUCGAGGCAGUGCUGGACAGAAACCUGGCAGAGAACAUCUCCAGAGUGCUGUACCCCAACGACAACUUUUUUGAAGGGAAGGAGCUACGGCUGAAGCAGGAGUACUUUGUGGUGGCCGCCACCCUGCAGGAUAUCAUCCGCCGCUUCAAGUCCUCCAAGUUCGGCUGCAGAGACCCUGUGAGGACGAGCUUUGAUUCGUUCCCAGAUAAGGUGGCCAUUCAGCUCAAUGACACUCACCCUGCUCUGGCCAUUCCAGAGCUCAUGAGGAUUUUGGUGGAUGUGGAAAAGCUGGAGUGGGAGAAGGCCUGGGACAUCACGGUAAAGACGUGCGCCUACACCAACCACACGGUGCUCCCCGAGGCCCUGGAGCGCUGGCCUGUCUACAUGUUUGAGAAGCUGCUGCCCCGACAUCUGCAGAUCAUCUAUGAGAUCAACCAGCGUCACCUGGAUAGGGUCUCGGCUUUGUAUCCCGGAGACUGGGACCGACUGAAAAGGAUGUCUCUGAUCGAGGAAGGAGACCCCAAGAGGGUGAACAUGGCCCACCUGUGUGUGGUGGGGACACACGCGGUGAAUGGGGUUGCCAGGAUCCACUCUGAGAUCGUCAAGAACAGCGUGUUUAAAGACUUCUACGAUAUUGAGCCUGAGAAGUUUCAGAACAAGACCAAUGGCAUCACUCCACGCCGCUGGCUGCUGCUGUGUAACCCGGGACUGACCGAUCUCAUUGUUGAGAAAAUUGGCGAAGACUUUGUCACCGACUUAUAUCAGCUGAAGAAGCUUCUGAAGUUUAUUGAUGACGGCAUCUUCCUGAGAGACGUGUCCAAGGUCAAGCAGGAAAACAAGCUGAAAUUUUCAAGCUACCUGGAGCAGGAGUACAACGUAAAAAUCAACCCGGCGUCCUUGUUUGACAUCCAAGUGAAGAGAAUUCACGAGUACAAACGGCAGCUGCUCAACUGUCUGCACAUCAUCACCCUCUACAACCGCAUCAGAAAGGAGCCGAAUAAGGAGUUUGUCCCCAGGACAGUUAUGAUUGGAGGAAAGGCAGCUCCUGGGUACCACAUGGCCAAAAUGAUCAUAAAACUGAUUACGUCUGUGGGCAACAUUGUGAACCACGACCCUGUGGUGGGCGACCGUCUGAAAGUCAUCUUCUUGGAGAACUACAGAGUGUCCCUGGCAGAAAAAGUGGUCCCAGCAGCUGACCUCUCGGAGCAGAUCUCCACUGCUGGGACAGAAGCCUCUGGUACUGGGAACAUGAAGUUCAUGCUGAACGGAGCCCUCACCAUUGGCACCAUGGAUGGCGCCAACGUGGAGAUGGCGGAGGAAGCUAAGGAGGAGAACCUCUUCAUCUUUGGCAUGCGGGUUGAGGAUGUAGAAGCCAUGGACAAGAAGGGGUACAACGCAAAGGAGUACUAUGACAGGAUCCCAGAGCUCCGACAGGUGAUUGACCAGAUCAGUAGUGGCUUCUUCUCUCCAAAACAGCCUGACCUCUUCAAGGACGUCGUCAAUAUGCUGAUGAACAACGACAGGUUCAAAGUGUUUGCCGAUUAUGAAGCUUACAUCAGCUGCCAGGAGAAGGUCAGCAACCUCUAUAAGAAGCCAAAGGAGUGGACCAAGAUGGUCAUCAAGAACAUUGCAGGCUCUGGCAAGUUCUCCAGCGACCGCACCAUUUCCGAGUACGCCCGGGAGAUCUGGGGUGUGGAACCUUCCAGCGUCAAGAUCCCCGCCCCCAACGAGUGAGCCACACUGGACACACAGGCCACUGGCUCCGCAGCAGUAGCAGCAGCAGCAGCGUGCACUUCAGGGACGGCAGUCACACUGCAGCUUCUGGAAGCUUCAGUGGCAACUGCUGCCCACCAGAUGGCCUUGGCUUUACGACGCCUGCGUGUGGAGAGGAGGAGGAGGCACCUUUGUUUUGUAGAGUAGGAAGUCGUCCUUCGUCAUCGUGUGAUUUGAACUAAGUAGGUCGAGUGUGACAGUAGGCGACUAGGAAAAGGGGGGGGGAGGAGAGAAAGCACUCUGGUCCUGUCCAACCUGCAGCUCCACACUUGGGGACGUCCUGCUGUCCCCACUCCAUGAGUCCAGUUUAUAGCUCAUUGAGGAGACGCAGGCUGGACGUUUGAUUUUGUUGGGGAAACGGGAAGUCGGUGGGGCGUUUUAAAGACCAAAUGUCCACUUUGCACCUGCUGGCAAGCCCUGUAGUGGAUGCUGGUUGCGCUGCUAACCUGCCAUUUAUCAUGCAUGUGUGUGCGUGUGGGUGUGUGUGCCGCAGUUGUAUAUGCGCAGCUAAAGGUUGGUAGCCAUUGGCCGUCCAACACCGCACUCGAGUCCACCUUGACCAACCACGUUGGAGCGACUCGCAGCCAGGGAGCAGAAAAUCGUCGAUCCUUCCUUAGGGUGGCAUCGUUUGUAGCUUUGCACAUUAAUUUGCGUCCUUACUCCGUGUAAGCGUUGAACCCCGCGGGUGUAAAGAAAAGAAAGCGGGUGGCCAUGGUAAUAAAAAUGGGUGCUGCUCUACA